This is a messenger RNA of Sitophilus oryzae (rice weevil), 1710 nucleotides long. It is a transcript of the gene Smox, whose product is annotated as mothers against decapentaplegic homolog 3. Gene Ontology annotation, biological process: transforming growth factor beta receptor signaling pathway; anatomical structure morphogenesis; regulation of transcription by RNA polymerase II. The transcript is spliced from 8 exons. Gene Ontology annotation, cellular component: heteromeric SMAD protein complex. Bases 158 to 1510 code for a protein of 450 amino acids. Lineage: Eukaryota; Metazoa; Arthropoda; Insecta; Coleoptera; Curculionidae. Gene Ontology annotation, molecular function: DNA-binding transcription factor activity, RNA polymerase II-specific; RNA polymerase II cis-regulatory region sequence-specific DNA binding; I-SMAD binding. The record is from RefSeq and is a predicted model, not a curated record.
UCUGUGGGUAUGAUUUGUGAUGUCAACAGAAUGUCAAGCGUAGACAAUAUGGCUGUAGGCAGCAAUAAUAAUAAAGUAAAAUGUUAAACUAAUAUUAGAUUUUUUGAAAUAAGUGUCAGUUUCAAUUGUGAUUUGAUGAAUAUUUAAAAAAUAUACGAUGAACGUAAUGUUGCCGUCAUUCACUCCACCAGUGGUAAGACGGUUGCUUGGUUGGAAAAAAGGCUCUGAUGAUGACAAAUGGUGUGAGAAGGCAGUUAAAUCGCUUGUAAAGAAAUUGAAAAAAUCUAGUGCUUUAGAAGAACUCGAACGUGCAAUUUCUUCGCAAAACCAUAACACAAAAUGCGUGACAGUUCCAAGAGCUAGACCAAAUGUUGAUUUGGGAAAUAUCCAACAACAAAAAAAAGGACUACCGCAUGUUAUAUAUUGUCGUCUGUGGAGGUGGCCAGAACUACAAUCACAUCAUGAGCUCAGAGCUCUUGAUCAUUGUGAAUAUGCAUAUUCUUUAAAGAAGGAUGAGGUUUGUGUUAAUCCUUAUCACUAUACAAGAAUAGAAAGUCCUGUUUUAGCGUUACCUGCGAUUUUAGUACCUAGACACACUUUGGGCGAUGAGAAUAAUAUAUUUCCUCAUUCACUGGAAGAUUUAAGCACUUCUGUACCAGAAAACACUUCAUUUCCUCAUGGUGCAUUAGGACUUAUGCAACAUACUGGUGGAUACCCUAUGGAUACUGUUGGAAUUUGUCCAAACGGUACUCCAUCUAGUAUGGAAUCGCCAUUAAGUAUUGUACCUCCAACUGAAACUCCUCCUCCAGGAUAUAUGUCAGAAGAUGGAGAUCCAAUUGAUCCAAAUGAUAACAUGAGUUUAUCAAGAAUAACUCCUAGUCCUCCUGUAGAUGCGCAGCCUGUAAUGUAUUGUGAACCUACAUUUUGGUGUAGUAUAAGUUAUUAUGAACUUAACACUAGAGUAGGUGAGACCUUUCAUGCAAGUCAACCUUCUAUUACUGUUGAUGGAUUCACAGAUCCAAGUAAUUCAGAAAGAUUUUGUCUGGGUCUCCUAUCAAACGUGAAUAGAAAUACAGUUGUGGAACAAACAAGAAGACACAUAGGAAAAGGAGUGAGACUUUACUAUAUCGGUGGGGAAGUAUUUGCAGAAUGUCUAAGCGAUUCGAGUAUAUUUGUUCAGUCUCCCAAUUGUAACCAAAGGUAUGGUUGGCAUCCAGCUACUGUUUGUAAAAUACCACCUGGAUGUAAUCUAAAAAUCUUCAACAAUCAAGAAUUUGCUGCAUUGUUAUCACAGUCUGUUAGUCAAGGCUUUGAAGCAGUGUACCAAUUAACAAGAAUGUGUACUAUCAGAAUGUCAUUUGUUAAAGGCUGGGGUGCAGAGUACAGGCGACAGACAGUUACCUCUACUCCAUGUUGGAUAGAAUUACAUUUAAAUGGUCCUUUGCAAUGGCUUGAUCGAGUUUUAACUCAAAUGGGCUCACCAAGGUUACCAUGCAGCUCAAUGUCAUAAAAAUAUACACUAAAACUAGAAACAGAUUGAUCAGGUUAAGUUGUGGUAAUUUUGUGACAAUACCACCUAUGUUUUUUUUAUAUUGAACAUUAAUUAGUGAGGUUUGGGUUAUAAUUUCACAUUUAAUGUAUAUUGAGUUAAAGAAGAUAUAUUAAUGAACAGUUAAAUUAGGCUACCUAAAAUAUACAUGUUAUUAAAAA